UGUCCCUCGGACACAGUGGAUCACGGAAAUAGCCGAAGAUGUCGGGGACAUGUACACUGAUCAUCAGGGGCACUGAUGAUCAGUGUGCCCUGAUGAUCAGUGUUGCCCCAGCAGUGCCACCUGUCAGUGCUCAUCAGGGCCUCGUGCCAGUGCCCAUCAGUGCCACAUAUCAGUACCCAUCUGAGCUGCCUUUCAGUGUCACCCAACAGUGCCAGUCAGUGCCAGCUAUCAAUGCCAAUCAGUGCCAGUCAGUGCCACCUAUCAGUGCCAGUCAGUGCUGCCUAUUAGUGCGCAUCAGUGAGGCCUAUCAGUGCCUGUCA
Staurois parvus is the source of this 320-nucleotide messenger RNA. The record is from the annotation of a GenBank genome assembly. NCBI's taxonomy places the organism in Eukaryota, Metazoa, Chordata, Amphibia, Anura, Ranidae.